Molecule: messenger RNA, 968 nt
Organism: Polyodon spathula (Mississippi paddlefish)
Lineage: Eukaryota; Metazoa; Chordata; Actinopteri; Acipenseriformes; Polyodontidae
Product: proteasome subunit alpha type-2
Exons: 8
Coding region: 67-771 (234 amino acids)
Biological process (GO): ubiquitin-dependent protein catabolic process
Cellular component (GO): proteasome core complex; proteasome core complex, alpha-subunit complex
Source: RefSeq, a predicted model, not a curated record
CUGUGUUUCUCCUCCUAUCACAGCGAGUGUCAGCGUUGAGCUAGUUUCCCCGGCAAGUGAGUGAAAAUGGCUGAAAGAGGAUACAGUUUCUCGCUAACAACUUUCAGCCCUUCUGGCAAAUUGGUCCAGAUUGAAUAUGCCCUGGCAGCUGUAGCAGCAGGAGCACCAUCAGUUGGAAUAAAAGCUGCUAAUGGAGUUGUGUUGGCAACAGAGAAGAAACAGAAGUCCAUUCUCUAUGAUGAACAGAGUGUACACAAAGUGGAGCCAAUCACCAAACACAUAGGCAUGGUGUAUAGUGGCAUGGGUCCUGAUUACAGGGUGCUGGUACGAAGAGCUCGGAAAUUGGCUCAGCAGUACUUUCUGGUUUAUCAGGAGCCUAUUCCUACUGCUCAGCUAGUACAGAGGGUGGCCUCAGUAAUGCAGGAGUACACACAGUCUGGUGGUGUGCGUCCAUUUGGAGUAUCGUUGCUGAUUGCUGGUUGGGAUGAAGGACGUCCAUAUCUAUUCCAGUCUGACCCAUCAGGUGCUUAUUUUGCAUGGAAAGCAACAGCAAUGGGAAAGAAUUAUGUCAAUGGAAAAACCUUUCUUGAAAAAAGAUACAAUGAAGACCUGGAGCUUGAAGAUGCAAUUCACACAGCAAUCUUAACACUAAAGGAAAGUUUUGAAGGGCAGAUGACUGAAGAUAACAUAGAGGUCGGCAUCUGCAAUGAAGAAGGGUUUAGACGACUCUCUCCAGCAGAGGUUAAAGAUUACCUGGCUGCCAUCGCUUAAAACAAACCAACAUUAAAACCACUUACCUGAUUUGGCAUCUAUUCCGAGUUGUGUACGUUUCUUCUGUAACUUACAAAUACUGUAUUUUCAGUUGAGGAGCAUUUUUAUCAUUUUGUAUUUUUUUUUUUUUCUUGUUUAGAAAACGAAAAAUAAAUACCAGUAAUUAAACAUGGUUUUGACUACCCAGGGUUAAUGAA